AUGGUUUUACAUCCCAUCAGUGAUACUUUGAGGCCAACGCCUGCUGGGCUGGCUGAGAGAGGAUUUGAGGGGCUUUUCGCCGCGUUGCAGAGUCGGAACUCGGGGGUGUGAAACGAGCUCACGGUUGCUCGGAGAGCUGCUGACAAUCGGACUUUUCCGAACCUCCACACGACCUGACGGACACCCUCUCAAUCACUCGGCUACGCUUCUCCCAACCCGGGAAAGCAACGCGAUCGAGGCAGCAUUUGGACAAGGAAUGCACCGGCAAGGACGACCGGGAGCGUUUUUAAUUCACAGUUGGUGACUUUUCCGGCGCAGCCUUUUAGCGCAGCCACGCCGCCGAGGAGGCUGCCGUGCGCAACAAAGGAAUGGCUGACCGAGGAUCCGUGCAUUGGGUGUGUAUAACUGACACCUGGAAGGGCGUAGCAGAGAACGCGGCGUCCAGUAACGGCGGAUGUCCACGCGUAAAGCAGCGCAGUCUCCCCUCCUCACGCAUGCCAUAAAGCGCGUUUGCAGAGCGGCGUCCCCCCCCCCGAGCACAGCGCCGUAGAUGCACCGUCGACUGGCUCCUAUUUCCUCCGGACAUGCCUGCACAUUUGGAGGGUGCGUGUGCGCAGAGCGGUGCGGCAGAAAAAGGCUCCCGCGCUUCCAGCCGCAACGGUUACGCGCAAACACGUGUCGUCCCACUGAGCCGCGACCCACUCUGCGCGUCGCCGUGGGCCCGAGUGUGGAGUUGCGGCGGAGUGGGCUGCGCGGUGUGUGCGCUUCUGCUGGCCGCGCUGCUGAGGUGCGCACACUGGAGCUGUGAGCGCGCACUCCCGCAGUCCUGCGUUCGUCCUCACUCGCUCGCAGGCUGCCUCGCCGAGCUGCUGCUCGCUUGCUGGGCUGCGCUCUCGCCCUUCUUCGCCCUCCCGUGUGCCUUCUUCUGGCUCGGCGUCUACCUGAUCCGCUGCGGGGUUCUGCUCCAAACCGCGCUCUCGCUGCUCACCUUGUUCCACCUGGCCGAGGCGGCGGCGUGGAGCCUCCUGGACGGACCACGCGAGGCUGCGGUCCUGCUGGUGCUCGUAUGCGUGGCCGGCGGCGCUCUGAUGAUCGCGCGUCUGGACCGGGGCGCCUCUGUGGUCGUGGUCAUCAGCGUCGUCCGCACCGUCUCCCUCCUGUCGCUGCACAAGGUUCGGUCCGCUUGGAGGCCGUACGUGGCGUACCUGCUGGGAGUGCUUGGCAUCCUGCUGGCGAGGUAUGCUGACAGGCUCCUUGCCGGUCAAGGGAGACUCAAAGAGGGCUGCACCCCCGUGACUGGAGCCAAGGAAGACGUCCCUGCAUUUAAAAGGCGCAGGAGGUCCAGUUCGGUGAUAGCCUCAGACAUGGCGCACAGUCAGUCCAACAGCAAGUCACAUCGCAGGACUUCUCUGCCAUGCAUCCAGAGGGACCAGAUGCUCCCCCGCACAGACUGGGACCACAAGAGAGGCUCCCGAGGUUCACAGUCAUCAGGCACCAGUGUCAUGGUGGACAUCGCCGUGAUGGGAGAAGCCCACGGCCUCAUCACAGACCUCCUGGCCGACCCCUCUCUGCCCUCCAACACCUGCACCUCGUUGCGGGCCGUCAGCAACCUGCUCAGCACCCAGCUCACCUUCCAGCCCUUGCACCGGCCACGCCCUGCUCCGCUGCUUAACCCCUCUGACGCCUACGUCUGCUCCGACUCGGAGGAGGGACCCGAGAAGGGAGAGAAGACAUCCAUCCAUAAGCGCCUUAGGCGGAGUCUCCAUCCGGGCCUUCUGAGGAGGAUCUCCACGUGGACAACCACCACCUCCGCCACAGGACUGCCCACCAUCGAGCCAGGGCCCGUGCGAAGGGACCGCAGUGCCAGCAUCAAACCCUAUCAUGAAACACUGACCUGCAGUUGUGGAAGACCGUACAUCAGACUGAGCCACGGCGAGGGCUCCAUAGACAAGGGAGACAGGAUACCACGCUCAGAAGACCAAGCGGUGGUGUCAUCAGACUAUGACAGCACCCACGAAGCCAACCACAGUGACAGCAGCGAUGUAGCACACACAGAGGAGGACACGGAGGAAGGAAAACACUCUUCUCAGAAUGUCAUUCGCCACCCGCUAAUACCUCCCGAGGACAAACCUAUUCUGGCUCCGGAGCCGCUAUUAAUGGAAGAUUUAGAGCCCAUGAUGAGUCAGCUAAACAAUUGGAACUUUCCCAUCUUCAGCUUGAUGGAGAAGACCAACGGUAAAUGUGGGCGGAUCCUCAGUCAGGUCUCUUACAGGCUUUUUGAGGACACUGGUUUGUUUCAGACCUUCAAGAUCCCCAUGAAAGAAUUCAUGAACUACUUCCACACCCUCGAGAAUGGUUACAGAGACAUACCGUAUCACAACAGGGUGCAUGCAACAGAUGUGCUUCAUGCAGUCUGGUACCUCACCACGCAACCGGUUCCGGGUCUGCCCAGCAUCAUGGCUGACCACAGCUCUGCCAGCGACUCAGACUCCGACAGCGGAAUAACUCACAGUCACAUGGGCUUCCUGGUGUCCAAGACAUACAGCAUGUCGGAGGAUGGUUACGGUUGCCUGUCCGGCCUCAUACCUGCCCUGGAGCUUAUGGCGCUCUAUGUGGCUGCCGCCAUGCACGACUACGACCAUCCUGGGAGGACCAACGCGUUCCUCGUGGCUACCAGCGCCCCACAGGCGGUACUCUACAACGACCGUUCAGUUUUAGAAAACCACCACGCUGCCUCGGCCUGGAACCUCUUCCUGUCCCGACCGGAGUUCAACUUCCUCAUCAACUUGGACCACGUGGAGUUCAAGCGAUUCCGCUUCCUGGUCAUCGAGGCCAUCCUGGCCACGGAUUUGAAGAAACACUUUGAUUUUCUUGCCGAGUUCAAUGCUAAGGUGGGGGAUGAUCCAUCUACUGGGAUUGAUUGGUCCAAUGAGAACGACAGGUUGCUGGUCUGCCAGAUGUGCAUCAAGCUGGCCGACAUCAAUGGCCCCCUGAAGUGUAAGGACCUGCAUUUACAGUGGACAGAAGGCAUUGUCAAUGAGUUUUAUGAACAGGGCGAUGAGGAGUCCAGUCUGGGUCUUCCCAUCAGCCCCUUCAUGGACCGAGCCGCACCACAGCUGGCCAAACUCCAGGAGUCGUUCAUCACACACAUUGUGGGACCUCUGUGCAAUUCGUACAACUCUGCCUGCCUCAUGCCGGGACGAUGGGUGGAACCCAAGACGGAUGCGGAGGAGACCGAAAGCACGGAGAAUGAGGAGGACGAGGAGGAAGACACUGCAGAGGAAGACACGUCCACCAGCUCGGAGUCAUCACAGAAAGCAGCCUCCAAGAAAAGGAGGAAAGUAUUCUGCCAGAUCACCCAUCAUCUGCUGGAGAACCAUGAGAUGUGGAAGAAAGUGAUCGCCGAGGAGGCACAGAAGCAGGGCCAAGCCGCUGAGUCCGUCCUCGUGAACAAUGUAGCAGAGCCUAUUUUGGCAAUUCACGAGGAGGAGGAGGAGCAAGGCAGCAGAGAGGAGCUGGUUGAAGGGGAGGAUCCCGAGGAGGGCGUGGAGGAACCGGAGUGGCCUGUGGAGGGAGACCCACAGUGAAUGAGACAUAGUGUGAGUCUAGGACUAGGACAGGUAUUUCUUCUUUUCUUAUACUUUUUACUGACUCCAGUUUUUGCCAGCACAUCACUUUAGACACAACACUGUAGAUUGGGAAAUGUGUGCCUACAAAGAAUAACUAAAACAGGGUGGGAAAUGUUGUACUUUACACAUUUUAUCUAAAUAUUUGAUUCCACCAAACAUUUAAAGGAGCUUUCCAUCUUGCAAUAUGAGAUUAUGCAUGUCCUUUGGAAUACAGACUCUUUUGCUACUGUUAAGAGAAGAGGCAGAUUGACUCCGCAGACCUCAACCACAGUGUGGUAACAUGGGACUGAAGAAAUUUGCUGCCGGUUUAUAUAUAUAUAUAUAUAUAUAUACAUAUAUAUAUAUAAAUAUUUUCUGAAUGCAAUUAUAUACGUAUGGACAUCUUAGUUACUUGUACUUGUGCUUGGAUUUCAGCAGGAGUUUUGGAGUUGGGCUCUAAAAUGGACCAUAAAGUGUUUAUGGAAUACUGUAUAAAGGGAGUACAUGAAUGAGGAACCUUGGUGUCAUUCCUUUAACUUCUGCCAAAAUCAAUCACUCGCCCUUGGGUUAACUAUACACAAUCCGAUAUUUAUAUAAAUGAUAUUUUUUUUGCAUUUGUUGUUUUGUUAUGCAUGUAUGCCAAACCUCAUCACGCGUGUUUUUUGUGUCCACGUCUUUCAGUCAGUCUAUGCUUGGUUUCUCUGUGGAAAAGGCGAAUAAGGGUUUGCUUCCAAAUAGAACUACUCAAAGGGAUCUUUAUUCAGGCCUGAUUCUUCAGGUAUUGUAAAGGUGGUUGGAAGAUAUCACACAUCAAAAAGAAGACAGAGUGGCUGCACAAGUGGAAUACAGUGGAUCCCCAUUCAGUCAACAGUUUUUCUUUGCCCAAAAUAGGCAGUUUUUCCGUUCAGUUGGUCAAAAUUCUUAAAUUUGCGCUAAUAAAGCUCAAAUGUGUCUCAUGUCUUAGGAAGGCCACACGUUUUUUAUACUUCGUCUUUAUACUUCUCUGAUAAUGUUUUUCAGUGUGGAGAUUUCCUUGAACGCACCACAGUUGAGAUUGGCUACGGCCGAGCUGCCCUUAAAUCCUUAUGUGAAACAUGAACACAUAUUUAUUCCCCUUUUCUGUGCAUUUUAGCGCAAGAAAACAAGUUAAUAUGAGCUAGUUAACAAUGGCUGUCAUUGGAAAUACCUGUACCUAUUUUGACCCUAAAACCUAAAAAUGCUGUGACGUGUUUUAAAUCAUCAAAAGAUGGAAGAUACUUGAAGUAUUACAUGAUAUCAUCAGUGUACUUGUUCUUGCAUGAUCACAACAUGUAUUUCCAACAAUUUUUACAGGGCUUUGUAGUCGAAAUAGGUGUGUCCCAGUUGCAUGCAUUGUUAGCUAGCUCAUAUUAACUCCUUUUCUGGCUUUAUAAUGCACAGCAAAGAUAAAGAAACAUGGACACAUUCAUGUUUCACGUAAGGAUUGUGAAUGAAAAUUUCCAAAAAGUGCAGUUCCCCUUUAAAACUUAACUGAAAACACAAUUUAAUAUAUGAUGUGGAUUAUCUAGCCUGCUAGCCUAAAGCGCUAGUCUGACUACCAGUAGUGGUGUGUGUUAGGGAUGUCCGAUAUUGGCUUUUUUUGCUGAAAACCGAUAUGCCGAUGUUGUAUAAGUCUUGAUUUCCGAUACCGAUAUGUGUAACAUUACACAACCACUGUGGUGGAAUGAGCGCACGUGUUGUAAAUGUAGCGUCAUUGUGGGCUAAUUAUCGGACAUCCCAAACAUUUUAUACUUUAAAUGCAUUUAAUUAGUACAUGAGGUAUAUUUAGGAGCAAAUUGUGUGUCAAAAGUAGUGUGUCAAUUUUUUAUUUUUUUUUUUCCCAUUCACCGGUAUCCUCGGAACGCAACUCCCGCAAAAAGCGGGGUUCCACUGUAUUCCACUCACAGUACCAUAAGCCUAAUAAUGCAAUAUAUUUCCUUCUCCAUUAUUUCCUCCUGGCUUUGAAAUCUGUACGUACAAUAUGUCUUGUAAUGUACAUAAUGCUCUAUUCCUCCACAUGUGAAGCCUACAAAAAUGUUGACCUUCAACCCUCAGGAAGCCUUCAUCUGUCGAGAUUGAAAGUAAAGCUCUCACACGGUAGUAUUUGUGCAAACGGCGACAACAUGCUGGGAUAUUAUUGUUAUUUUAGAAGAUGUGCAUGGAACGCAUUCAAGCACAGACGGCACGAAUCCUCUCCUGGCAACUCAGGGAGCAAACCACCAUACACAGACCGACUCGGGCAUCAAUUAGAUGAGGUCCUUCUGCAAGUCAGGGUCCAGUCUGAUAACCUACACACAGUGCAGUUUUAGUUAAAGUACUUUUUUUAUAUGGUACAUGUAUUUUUGUUGUUGUUUAGCUAGAAUUGUGUUGUGAAUUAAUUAGAAUGGUGCAAAAGGUCUUGUUUCCUUGGAAUUGUCCUAUAUAAUCAGGGAUAAAAAUUAAUAACUUCCAUAAAGUCAAAAUAAAAAAAUACAGUGCAUGCGCUAACAUUUGCAGAUUUUUUUUUGGAUGAAGAUUAAUUCACCCUAAAUCGGUAAUAAUUUAUAAAAGUGAGAAUACAAGUAAAAUGUUCAAAUUUAGUUUUUUUUUGGUCAAGCAUUUAAAUUUCCCACUUUUUUGGUGGCCCAUGAACACACCGUAGUUCCAGAAAAGGGAAACUAAUAUGCACGGUGUGCGUGAGGCAUACCGAAGAGAGAAAGGGCGGGUUCUGGAGCUGAAUGCAAUCCAAUAAUGAUUACAACAGGCACUUUUAUUGCAAAUGUUGAUCCAAAAUCUGAGGAAAAUGUCAACUGCAAGGUCGCAGGAGGGUUUUAUAAUUUUUUCUGACCCUAUCAAUUACUUUCAGAUGGUCUACGAAGGUAACCCCCCCAUGAAUAGCAGGGGUUUUACUGUAUACGGAAAUGGGAGCUAUAAGAUACAAAUGCACUUUAACUCAACGUUUGGGCCUAACUGUAUCUCACACAAAUUUUGUACUGUAGGUUGACAUUCAGGAAAAUCCAUCACAAAAUGUUCGACACAUUAAUACUCUCCUAUAUCGUGUUGUAUGAUUUUUGACAAGAAAAUUUGAAAAAUUUUUAAAGUACCGACAUUUUACAUCUCUUCACAGCGAGAAUACAUGGACAUGGUAGGGAACAGGGGCACAGUCUAAGUCCAACUCAAGUCCUGGUCCACCGCGUUCUUCUUAGUAAUAAUUACUUUCCAAAAAGGUAAUCAAAUCAGUGAUGGAAUUAGAGUAAGCCCUCGUUUAGCACUGUUAAUUGGUUCCAGACCCGACCAUUAGAGCCCUGUAGACAUGAAGUAGCACCCUAUAGUCACCUUUAUACUCUAUCCUUUGUUUACGUAGCAUUGCAACGGCUACAGGAUUACUGACUGCUGUCGAUAGUUAAUGUUUCAGAGUGGGGAAGAAAGACAAAGAAGCCUAAAACUUACCACUUCCACACAGAGUGAGAGGACAACCUUUUUUCACUCAAGCUCAGCCUUGGCGUGUCCGUUUGUGUGUCCGUCUCAAACAUUCAAAUAUGUCAAAUAAUAAAGUGGAGUUUUUCCCUGAUGUGCCACAGAUGCCAUGUUCAAAUCUGGAGUUCAAUCAGUCACAAGUCAAUCAAUCAUCCAAUUGUGAUCUCGCUGUAUCCAUAGUUUGAGUCCAUGUCUUCUUAGGGACAACGAACACUGCUGGUAAUCAUGUAAGACUGUUCCAGGCUGUGGAGACUUUAUUGCUGCCUAUUUUUUCCUAUUUCAAUGUAUGCCACAGCGGGUGCUUCCCUGUAACUGAGGCUGUAGGACUGACAGGAGAAAUUGACAGGUGUGUUUUUGACGGCUUUGUGAAUGUAAUUUUAUUCCAACUCGAAACUUGGGGAGGCUGCAUUUGUGUAUGUAUGUGUGUGUCUUUGGAACCUUGUGUCCUAUACUGUCCUGUUCUUCACAGACAUUCUUGCUCUUGCUCUAACUUAGUAAAGACGGGUGAGGUGAUGCAUUAAGGGGUACUCAGUUGAAAUAUGGCUUCUCCAAAGGCCCCGUGUGCAUUCAGUAUUUCUCCUUGUGCUUCCUUCGUUGACCUACACACUGCUAAGUAGCGAUUUUCAGUGGUGACAGUCGACAUUCAUCACACACUAUUGGGCGUUUUGGGGGUGAUGCACACCCCCCGGUGAUGAUUUAAUGAUUCCUUUAUUUUAUGUGCAAACAUAACAAGUCAGUACUUUUAUUUAAGCUGUAUCGCUUAUGUCUUGAUUGUGUUCUAUUCAACUGUCACACACGUGUAGCAUCAUUGUAACACAACCAAACCACCUUGAAAAUUGUGUAAGCAAAUGCUGAGUAUUUUUUUUUUAUAGUAGCAGACACAUGAUGAAUAUGUUUCCUGUCACUCAUAUGUUGCACUUACAAUGUGUACUUAGAAAAAAGAAUAUUAUAUCCAAAUACACGCAGGUUUUGUGAAUCUUUCCCUUGCAGGUUGAUGCUCCAUUUUGUACGAUAUGAAUAUAAACUGUACAGUAAAGACAUUUUAAAACAACAACUUUUAGAAUGACAUUAUUUAUUUUUACCAUUUUGUAAUUUAGACACGAUACUGUGGCUUCAAUAUUGCCAGACUUACUGGAAGUGCCUAUUGGUAUGUAUCAUACAUGAAUAUAUUUGAAGAUGAUCAUCACGAACUGAUCUAAGUUGAUGUAA
Molecule: messenger RNA, 8291 nt
Organism: Doryrhamphus excisus (bluestripe pipefish)
Lineage: Eukaryota; Metazoa; Chordata; Actinopteri; Syngnathiformes; Syngnathidae
Product: cGMP-inhibited 3',5'-cyclic phosphodiesterase 3A-like
Biological process (GO): signal transduction
Molecular function (GO): 3',5'-cyclic-nucleotide phosphodiesterase activity
Source: RefSeq, a predicted model, not a curated record